This is a messenger RNA of Anopheles marshallii, 1608 nucleotides long. RefSeq names its product putative fatty acyl-CoA reductase CG5065. Gene Ontology annotation, cellular component: peroxisome. Bases 1 to 1608 code for a protein of 535 amino acids. The record is from RefSeq and is a predicted model, not a curated record. Gene Ontology annotation, biological process: long-chain fatty-acyl-CoA metabolic process. Gene Ontology annotation, molecular function: alcohol-forming very long-chain fatty acyl-CoA reductase (NADP+) activity. The transcript is spliced from 6 exons. NCBI's taxonomy places the organism in Eukaryota, Metazoa, Arthropoda, Insecta, Diptera, Culicidae.
AUGCACACCUUCUCCAAUCAUCCAAUCGGGUUGCUCCCGAUGGAGCAGAACUAUGACCCAUCUAAACCUUCAAUUGCGGAAUUUUUUACCGGUCGAGACAUUUUUGUCACCGGUGGUACGGGAUUCAUGGGUAAAGUCUUAAUAGAAAAGCUUCUGCGAUCCUGUCCUGAGCUCAAUAAUAUCUACAUUUUGAUUCGUGAGAAAAAGCAAAAAUCGAUAAAGGAGCGUAUUCUGGAGAUGCAGCAGCUUCCGUUAUUCGAUAAACUUCGCGGUGAACAGCCGGAACUAUUAAAUAAGAUGGUUCCGGUGCAAGGUGAUGUUUCGCUUCUAGGGCUCGGCCUGUCUCAGAAUGACAUCGACAUGAUGGCCAAUGUCUCGGUCAUUUUUCAUGUAGCCGCCAGUGUACGAUUCGACGAUCCACUCAAGACCGCAAUAUUGCUGAAUACACGCGGUACACGUGAGCUGGUCCAUUUUGCAGAACAGUUACCUUCACUUCGUGUGUUAAUGCACGUUUCUUCUACCUACUCGAACCCAGAUCGAUAUGUAAUAGAGGAAGAGGUUUAUCCAGCUUACGCUGAUUGGCGGGACACAAUACGCAUUGCAGAAACGUUCGACGAGCAGACGCUCGAUGUGCUCGCACCGAAAUAUAUGGGAUUCUUGCCAAACACGUACGUGUUUACGAAAAGUCUCGCCGAACAGAUUGUAAACGAGCAUAAGGACCGUCUGCCCAUGAUCUUGUUCCGGCCAUCAAUUGUCAUCUCGUCGAUGAAAGACCCUAUUCCAGGCUGGAUGGACAACUUCAACGGCCCGGUCGGAUUGUUGGUCGGAUGCGGCAUUGGCAUAUGUCGUACAAUGUAUUGCGACCCUAACAACAUUGCCGAUUUUACGCCGGUUGACGUAUGCAUCAAGGCAAUGAUCGUUGCCGCGUGGAAACGUGGCACUGAACCAGUGCCCAGCAGUUCUAAUCAAGAUCUUCCGAUAUACAAUUGCUGCAUUUCCAAUUUGAGAAACUCUACCAUGUCACAGAUUGUAGAGAUGGGUCGUACCUUAUCCGACGAGAUUCCACUGGACAAAUGCAUUUGGGCUCCUGGUGGGGGUAUAACACAAAUUCGUAUACACAACUUGAUACGAGUGCUUCUGUACCAUAUUCUGCCAGCUAUUUUAAUUGAUGGAAUAUUUCGUCUGAUGGGUCAAAAGCCGUUCUUGGCGAAGUUACAAAGGAAAAUCUACACUGCAAACGUGGCGCUCGAGUACUUCAUUUUGAAUAAUUGGGAUUUUAAAAAUGGCAACUUUAUAAAGCUAGCGUCGGAAAUCAAACCAGAGGACAACAAAGAUUUCUACUACCGUGACUUCAUCGAAUUCGAUGUAACACUGUACUUUCGCAAUUGCAUUCUCGGUGCCCGAAGGUACCUUCUAAAGGAGAAGGACGAAAAUAUUCCGAGAGCACUUACACAUCUCAAACGGAUGAAGCUGUUGGAUAAAAUAUGCAAGACUAUCAUUGUGGCAGUCUUUAUGUACAUUACUCUUAUCCAGUUUGACAUGCUAGGAAUGAUACUUUACAUCAUUUCUUAUAAACCAUCGUACGCUUUAGAUAUCGAUUGUAAAUGA